Messenger RNA from Clunio marinus, 276 nucleotides. The record is from the annotation of a GenBank genome assembly. NCBI's taxonomy places the organism in Eukaryota, Metazoa, Arthropoda, Insecta, Diptera, Chironomidae.
AUGCUUUUAAAGUUGAACUACACGACUAGGCAAGUAGCACUUAACAUUAGCAGUGAGUCAUUUGAAAAACUCAACAUUAGACUGAAUGGAAACGUUCAAGGUUUCUUUCAAAAUAAACUUACUUAUGCGAUCUGGUUCAGUGCUUUGAGGGGCAGCAAGCGAUUGUGUCCAAUGACACCGGAAAAAUUACAUGCUCGGAAAAUUUCUUUAAUUGUUUUUCCAACGUCAAAACGGCAAAGAAGAGAAGUAGUUGAAGAUGAUUCUUUUGUUGAUUAA